This is a messenger RNA of Siniperca chuatsi (mandarin fish), 3594 nucleotides long. It is a transcript of the gene il13ra1, whose product is annotated as interleukin 13 receptor, alpha 1. The record is from RefSeq and is a predicted model, not a curated record. Bases 396 to 1607 code for a protein of 403 amino acids. Gene Ontology annotation, molecular function: protein binding. The transcript has 10 exons. Lineage: Eukaryota; Metazoa; Chordata; Actinopteri; Centrarchiformes; Sinipercidae.
GCGCUGUAGUUCCUACAGGAUUCCUUAUGGAGACCGAGUUUAUGUUUAGCCUACUCUCUAGUUACCUGCUACACUUGUCUUGUACUCAUAAGGUAGUUUUAAAUAGCUAACAGGGACUGUUCUUAUUCAGUAUUACCGCAGGGCAAAAUGUAUACUUUUCUCCAACAGGCCUCCCACAUUUUUGUACAGUCGAGUGUAAAGGGAAGUACUCCGCCCAACUCCAACUUUGUUCAUGCCUUCUUUCAAAGAAGCUGGAAGCGAAAGUCGAAUUGAAAAACGGACAUUAAGGCUACUUCCUUCAGUUUUACAAACCGUGACAGCAGGCCAGACACCAGACGGUCGUCUUCGGGAGCGGGAAUAGUCAAAGGAAAACGUUUCAUCCUACAACCCAACGGAUGUGGGAAAGUAAACGUAAGAAAUACGACUCAGAAACCAUGAACAGGAUGUUUCGAAGUUUGGACUUGUUCGUUUUAAGCUGCCUCUUUCUAUCGGAAUCCCAAACAGGCCAAAUCUUACCACCGCAAAAUUUGUCCGCACUGUGGAUAAGUGAUUUUGAAUUACGGUUGUCCUGGGCACCACCACAGCAUGCAGUGGAAAACUGCACGUAUGACGUGAAAUCAUAUGCCACGGAAGAAAAAUAUAGCGGACAAACUUCUCCCUGGCAGAGUAAGUUCAUAGUGAUGGAAGGAGGAUCUCUGCAGAUGUCGGUUGAAACUGUCUGUAAUAGCACACACAGUAAGCCGGCUUUAUUCAACAUCAUGUACCCAGAGCUGGUGAACAAAUUGGAAUGCUGCAUCUUUUCCUCCAAACAAAGUCACUGCUCCUGGCUCCCAGCCAGUCAAGCUCCAGAUCUCCGUUUCUUCUAUGCGUUACAGAAUGAGGAUCUGGGAACAUCUAUAUACAACGAUGCCCUUUCCGUCUUACAAGAGUGCUCAUCGUACAGUUACACUAACAGCACCAGGACUGGUUGUGAUCUGCAGGGGCAUUUCACCCAGGCCAUCAUUAUCUUGUUUAACGGAACGCUGAACAACAAACCUGUCAGGAACACCUUCAGGAAAGAGUUUAAUAAAUGUGUGAAACUUCCUCCCCUUGAGUGGACAGUCACUAAAACGGAGGAUAAAUUCAUUAUCAGGUGGAUUGCUCCUGACAUCGUCAGUCUGCCUGAUUGGAAGUUUCAAAUUAUUUACACUGAGUGUAAUGACAGAAAGAUUAAAGAUGUAGAGGGUAACACAUCAGUUGAUCUGGUCCUGGUCCCUCACUGUCCGUACCGCAUGGCUAUUAAAGCUGAGACGCAGGGAGGGAGGAAAAUAUACACGACAGGGAUUGACGAGAAGUAUUUUGAUGCAGAUACAGAUCCUAAAAUGAUCCUAAUCCUAACUUCCAUUAUCAUCCCAUUGAUGUUUGCUGGCCUGGCAGCCCUGACUUUUAUGUAUUUCAGCAAAAACAAGGAAAAAAUGUUCCCCAAAGUGCCACAACCUCGAGACCUUCUCAGCGAUAUUUCUGACAACAACAAUAAGAGCACUGUUCAUAACUUGUACAUCCCGGCAGAGGAAGAAGACAACUGUAAAAUCACUCUGGUGAUAGAUCCCCAAACCAAUCAAAUCUAAAAGUACUGAAGGUUUCCCAAAUUCUUAUUGUACUGGCUCAACGAAAACUUGAGACUUUAUUGUGUAAAUGAUGAAUCCAGGAACGUCUUUGGAGGAUGAUUUUGUGAAAGGGGUCCUAUACUUGUCAAAACUUUAAACAGAUUUUGGGCCCAGUUUUGUAUUUUGUAUUUAUUUUUGGCAUGUUGAGUAGCCAAGUGUGUCAAUGGAGAUGUCUCAGACAUUCCAUAGAACAAAAAACAGUGGCAGCUACUGCAUUUCUGCACUUUGUUCUUCACAAACUGAUGCAGCUGAAGUCCAACUUCAAAAGGCUUAGUCAUUAGAGUAUCAUUUAGACUAGUAAUGCAGAAGUGACUUACACUGAAUGACAUGGAACUGAAGGUCCUUAUCAGGUCAGCCCAAAUAUGCCACCACAUCAAGCCAAAUUCCCAUUCACAUCAAUAUUCUAUUGUGAUGUGUUGUGUGAAUGUUGUGUUUACACACACCAGGAACUCCUUUUUUUGAAAUGUAAUCAAUUAGUUACAAUGUAUUUGCACUUAUUUUGAUUCGCACAAUAAUUCCACCAUUACCACUGCUACAAAAAAGUGUUAUGGGUUAGGUUUUUGCCAAACAAAAAUGUUUUUCGCCCUCGAUUGAAUGAACCCAAACAAGUACAGCCAUUACCCUACAUGACCGCAUUUUUUUUAACCUGAGCAAUAAAGGUCCAGUGUGUAGGAUUUAGUGGCAUCUAGCUGUGAACCAUUUGAAUACUGCUCGCCUCACCCUCCCCUUCCAAGCAUGUAGGAGAAACUACGGUGGCCAUGAAACACAUGCAGUUGUUGCAUCCCCAGUAUCCGAGCCACACUGGAAAUGGGCAGUCCGGGGGAGUUCAGUAAUACGUGGUGAGUGGCGAGAGAACUGUGAAAUCUGUUCACCUAUUUGUCCCGAGAGGUGCUGGAGCAAUAUGUUUUCACGAAACGAAUUUCUUACAUUCAUUACAGCUAUUUUAAUAAUCACUUCCUGGUUUUAUCAUUUACCAAGCAUUAAAUGCAUAAAUGCUAAGCAUUUUCUGAUCCCAGCUUGUGGGUAUUUUCUACUUUUCUCUGUUUUACAUCAUUGCAAAUUCAUUAUCUCUGGGUUUUGGACUGUUGGUCAGUCAAACCAAGCAACUAGUAGACCUCAUCUUGGGCUCUGGGCUUAUAUGGUGGAAGUAUCUUCAUAACCCUUUUCUGGCUUUUUUCUUUUUUUUUUUUAAAUAUAUGUGCAAAUAAACUAAACUAUAAACUAUCUUGCUGGUUAAGCUGCUGGGCUGCUUAGUGGUUUGCUAGUCAACUAGCAUAAAAACAUAUAUUGAACAUUAAACCACCUUGGUCUGCUUAUGAUGGUUUAGCUGUUUUGUUUUCAAAAGAGGAAGCUAAUGCUGGCCGUGCUCUGAGCCAAAGUGGGUUAUUUGGUGACCAGAUGAAGGUAUUCCGAACACAUGCUUAUCUUGUCUGCUCUACCACCAUUGGUUACCUCCUUGACCACUGUCAGAUCACCUCUGUUAAGAUAAGCUCAGCAGUGCCAACCAAAAACUAAAAAGUUAGCAAACAUGCAGGACCUAAAGAAAAGAGAUUAUAAAUACUUAGGACUUAGUGGAUAACAAACAGCUUUAUUAUUAGAGUUAUGAUUUAACUUCUCCAGUGAUUGCCUUUAUUUCUGCUUUCACAGCAGCUGUUUGAAGUACGGGGAUGAGUAGGCUUCUAAACAUCUCAAACUUUAUUGAGCUGUGUGGGCUGCAGUUCCCCAUCUACUGUAGCUAUUAUCUCCUCCUGUUGAGGACUAUGAAUGUGAAAUUAAUGAUGCACUCGUGUAAAAAUACUGAUGUAUCAAUACUGGUGCUGUACUGUUUGAAAUAUUUUCAACAAGUUGAAUGUUUUGAUGACGUGCCCAGACUGGCUAAUGCUGGGUGCCACUUUUGAAUGGUUCAUAAUUAAUUUUUAUGCUUAUAUUAUACAUGAUUUUCACUGGC